Lotus japonicus is the source of this 426-nucleotide messenger RNA. Its product is annotated as gibberellin-regulated protein 12-like. The coding region runs from base 41 to 319 and encodes 92 amino acids. The record is from RefSeq and is a predicted model, not a curated record. The transcript is spliced from 3 exons. NCBI's taxonomy places the organism in Eukaryota, Viridiplantae, Streptophyta, Magnoliopsida, Fabales, Fabaceae.
GUAUACAAGGUAGAAAGAGCAAAAGAUCAGCUAAAACAUAAUGGCUAAAAUUGUUUGUGGAUUUCUUCUCAUGCUUGCCAUGACUUAUGCCAUUCAACUUGUUAGUGCGGGUGGUGAAGGAUCACUUCGUCCUGAACAAUGUCCGGGAGCAUGUGACUAUCGUUGCUCUGCUACUCAAUACAGGAAGGCUUGUUUGACUUAUUGUAACUUGUGUUGUAAUAAAUGUUUAUGUGUCCCAUCAGGAACCUAUGGCCACAAGGAAGAAUGUCCAUGCUACAACGAUUGGAAAACCAAAAAAGGAGGACCCAAGUGCCCAUAAGUUCUCUUGUGUUUAUAUAUAUAUAUUAUCGGUCAUGCAUGUAUGAUGAAUUUCUAUGCUACUUAUAUUAAUAAAUUUUAUAUCACUAUUGAAGUUAUUAUUUCACU